Molecule: messenger RNA, 1047 nt
Organism: Chiloscyllium plagiosum (whitespotted bambooshark)
Lineage: Eukaryota; Metazoa; Chordata; Chondrichthyes; Orectolobiformes; Hemiscylliidae
Product: adenosine receptor A2a-like
Biological process (GO): G protein-coupled adenosine receptor signaling pathway
Cellular component (GO): plasma membrane
Molecular function (GO): G protein-coupled adenosine receptor activity
Source: RefSeq, a predicted model, not a curated record
AUGGGAGUAGAUGCGCUGUUCAUUGGGCUGGAGGCUACACUGGGUCUGAGUGUCAUUGGUGUGAACCUGUUGGUCUGUGUGACCGUCUACUUACACAGGGAGGUCAGAACACUCACCAACUGUCUCAUUGCGUGCCUGGCGCUAGCGGAUUUGAGCGUGGGUGCUCUUGCAGUGCCCUGCAGCAUCAUGCUGAGCUUAGAUCUGACUCUAUGUUUCAACAGCUGCCUGCUCCUUGCCUGUUGGCCGCUCAUCACCACCCAGUUCUCAGUCUUCGUCCUGCAGACCAUCGCCAUCAACACCCACCUGAAAAUCCGCCAGCCGUGCAGGUACCACAUCCUGGUCACCAAGAGGCGGGUCACCAUGGCCAUCUCCAUUUGCUGGAUCUCGGCACUGAUCAUUGGCUUCACCCCGGUGAUGGGAUGGAACGGCCUGGACACAUCCGUCGAUGCCCCCACGCCCAACGUCAGCCUGGUGGCCGAGAGGUCUCUGCUGGGGGAGAGGGUCUCUCUUCUGGGCUUCUUCCCCCGGCCUUUCCAAGUGGCCAGAGUCGCCAACCUCAGCAGGGCGGGUCCUUGUUCCUUCCGUCGCGUGAUAUCCCUCAACUACCUGGUGUACUUCAUAUUCUUCUGCUGGACCCUGCUGCCCCUCUCGACGAUGCUGGCCGUUUACGCCCACUCCUUCCACCUCGUCCGUCGGUACGUCAGCAACCAGCAGUUCAGGUCGGCCAAGCGCUGCGAUGUCCACACCGCCAGGACCCUUUUCCUGAUGAUGGGCCUCUUCUGCCUCUGUUGGCUGCCCCUCAACCUGGUCAACUGCCUGGCCUUCUUCUGCCCCAGCUGCUGCCCGUCCCCCUGGCUGGUCAACCUGAUGGUGGCGCUUUCCCACCUGAACUCGCUGCUUAAUCCGAUGGUCUACGCGCUGAGGAAGAAGGACUUUGGAACCGCGCUCAAGGCCGUUGUUGUCCAACUCUUGCCGGGUGCCUCCAAAUACAAGUCUUGCCUCGCCAGGUCAAAGGUCAGCCCUGUAUUCCACGUCACGCGCCCGUAG